AUGGAGAACGAAAUCCCCCUCCCCCCGCCACCCCGGAGGAGAAAGUCGCACCGCCCGUCGCGCUUCGACGACCGCUCUAGCCAACCGUCCAGCGACCCUGCCCUUUUCUCCAGUGAUGAUAUCCCAGCCUCCGGCCUGGAGAAUUACCAUGCGCCUGCUCAUGGAAAUACAGGGAGGAAGAGGCGAUACCGCGGUACGUGGUGGGGUGAAACGGUGCUGGAUCCGAAGCGGAAACGAAAGGAUUUCAAGGAUAAGCGGUUUGUAGACAGUGGUGUGUGGAUGGGGAGUGAUGAGUCGUUCGCGGAAUCACUUUUACCGUCGGAGGAUGCGCCUAUCUCCGAAGAUUUCUUCAAGGACUUGCGGAAUUCGAACCCGAGAGUGUCCAGCAAAGAGGAAGAUGCUGUGCCUUUUGGGUUUGCAGCUCCAGGUCCGCAGUCCGUUCUGGGGACGGAUCGGGGCCCGAUAUCGAGACCGCAGCCGCAAAUGGUAGCCCAGCCUCGCGUGGCGUUUAGGAGAGUGGUCGAGUCGCAAGAGCAUCAGUUGGCUAGAGCGAUUGUAAAUGACUGUCUGGAGAAGGGCCAGGAUAGUGUUGACCUAAGCAUUGGCAACAUUAGGGAAAUCCCUUCUAAUCUACUAGGGCCCCUACAACACCUCACAAAAUUGCCUGCCAUACGAGAACCCCCGGUCACUGAGGACGUCUACUCUUCACUAGAGCCAUUCCUCCGACUCUUCCUGGCCGGGAACUCUCUGUUCAAACUCUCGAGCGAGCUCUUUGACCUGACCUCGCUGAAGGUUCUCAGUUUGCGAAAUAACAAGCUGACCGACAUCCCACCGGCAAUUCGCAGACUGACGUCGCUGCAAGAUGUCAACCUCUCAGUCAAUCGGUUGCAAUACCUCCCCUGGGAGUUCCUGUGGUUAAUUAGGAAGGGCGAUUUGAAGCAUCUGAUUGUCCGUCCAAAUCCUCUAUUGCAGAUUGACGAAGCGGAAAUCGCUCACUGGAAUUACCCUAAUAAUACAACACCAGUAUCAUUAAACGAAUCUCUACGUUUACAAGAGUAUGAAUCACCGGUACCCGAUGAGGCAUGGGCCCCCAUCCACAUCGCCACGGGUCCCACCCGCCGCUUCAACACAGAUGGCUACCCCAUACCAGAAGCACAAAUAAACACAGCACCCUCCAACGAACUCAAAUCCAAUGUCCCAUCCCUCCGCGAAGUGUCUCUCGUCUCCCUCAACAAAUCUAACUUCUUCGAUCUUACCCCCGACUCCGACAUCGCAGAUCUCCCAGAGCUGAUGCUCCGGUUACUCCGGUACGGUAGGGAGGUCAGAGCUGCAGGUGGCCGGUGCUGCUCUAUCUGUCACCGAAACUUUGUACUCCCGCGAACUGAAUGGAUCGAGUGGUGGGAUUGCAGCACGUACGAGAACGGACUCAAGGGGCCGCGCGCAUCGGGCGAGAAACUACGGCCGUUGCCGUUCAAGAGGUUGGGUUGUAGCUGGACGUGUGUGCCUGAUAUGAAGUCGGUAGAGGUUACGCAUAUUCCAGAGGAGUCGACUGCGGAGUAA
Messenger RNA from Aspergillus glaucus CBS 516.65, 1560 nucleotides. RefSeq names its product leucine-rich repeat domain-containing protein. Gene Ontology annotation, molecular function: protein binding. The transcript is spliced from 2 exons. The record is from RefSeq and is a predicted model, not a curated record. The coding region runs from base 1 to 1560 and encodes 519 amino acids. Lineage: Eukaryota; Fungi; Ascomycota; Eurotiomycetes; Eurotiales; Aspergillaceae.